UGACCCAGACAACUAACUCCACGGUAUAACGUUGUUUACCUUCCUUUCUUUGUUGCUUUUUACUGCUUUAUCGUCCACAUCUCUCUCUCUCUCUCUGUUUCUCUCUCCACCAUGCCUCCUCUACAGCAAACCCAAACCCACGGCUUACCACCGAAACCAAACCCAAAAGUCCUAUCCCUACUCCUUAAAGCCAUCAUAAUGGCUCUCUUAACCUCCCUCUUCUUCCUCUUCCUCGGCUUAGCCUCCGCCGCCUUACUCCUCCUCCACCUCUCUCUCUCCCACCACCGCCACCGCCACCGCCGCGGCUCUUCUCUCUCCCUUGCCACCGCCGCGCCUUCCUCUGGCCUUUCCCCUACAGUUCUCGACGCCCUCCCCCGCUUCCUAUUAAAACGCACCCAACCCCACCGCCGCAACAACAGCAACAGCAACAGCAACAGCAGCGACGUCGUUCUUGGAGGAGACGAUGAUUGCGUGGUCUGCCUUGACGCUUUCAAAGACGCCCAGUGGUGUAGAAAGCUCUCCGCUUGUGGUCACGUGUUCCACAUGAGGUGUGUUGACUCUUGGCUUGCCAAGGUCGCUGCUUGUCCUAUUUGCCGUGCACCUGUUCGAUCAAAUGCCUCAAGGACGGGUUCUUCUGUUGUGAGUUUGGAGGAAGAGGAAAAAAAUAUCUGGGGUGUUUGGUAGAAGAUGCUGAUUUUCAGGGGUUUUGUUAGCCUUGUAAUUAUUGUCUUACUAAAUAUUUUCAUUCCAUCAGCUUUAAUCAACUCACUUAUUCUUGCUGAUGCCUUUGUCACUCUCUUUUGCAUAUGGACAAAUCAUCUUACAAGACCAACUCUAAUGGCCCAACCAUAGCAUGGUUAGAGAAAGAAUGUCUUCUUUGGAAGCCUUAUGUUAGGGCGAAGCCCAGGAUUAAGUGUCCAUGGUAGUUAAUUAGGUUUUUGUAUUUUAUUUGGUUAUUCUAGAGUGAAGGUAUUUUGGUAAUUCUACAAUUGUUCUGUAUGGGCCAUGGAUUUUCUUCUAUUAAUUAAGUCUUAUGUAGUUUAUGGGUCUUUAUGUAUGGGAUUUGGUUUAAUUCAAUUUGGGUUUGGUUUACUAGUCGAAAUAGAAGUCCUAGUUCUACUGGGAGGAGUCAAGAGUAUGGUCUAUGUAAGUGUAUUGUACUCAAACCAGUUAGAGUUGAUUAAUAAAAUUAUUGUGUUUUGAAAA
Quercus lobata is the source of this 1206-nucleotide messenger RNA. RefSeq names its product RING-H2 finger protein ATL56-like. The record is from RefSeq and is a predicted model, not a curated record. The transcript is spliced from 2 exons. Bases 112 to 684 code for a protein of 190 amino acids. NCBI's taxonomy places the organism in Eukaryota, Viridiplantae, Streptophyta, Magnoliopsida, Fagales, Fagaceae.